Molecule: messenger RNA, 479 nt
Organism: Ostrea edulis (European flat oyster)
Lineage: Eukaryota; Metazoa; Mollusca; Bivalvia; Ostreida; Ostreidae
Product: cell death abnormality protein 1-like
Exons: 5
Coding region: 24-479 (151 amino acids)
Molecular function (GO): scavenger receptor activity
Source: RefSeq, a predicted model, not a curated record
CAGACGUGUAGUCAUACCAAUGUAUGUGUAGGUGUGUUUGCAGCCAUCAAACUAUGCUCCCGAGAGAAUUGUUUUUGAUUGCUACAAUCCUGGCAGUAUGUGAUAUUGGAUCUUCCAGAGAAGCAUACAAUCGGACAAUGUACAAUGCCACAGGUGAAACACAAAAGUGCUCCUCAGGAUACUACUACGACGGAUCUUCAGAUGAAUGUAAAGAAUGCCCCCUAGGUUUCACAGGAAAAAAUUGUUUCCUGAAAUGCCGUUAUCCGUCCUAUGGAAAGUUAUGUCAGAGUGAAUGCAACUGUCUUAAGGAACACUGCAACUUUUCCACUGGAUGUGAUGUUGACCAAAAUGAGUGUUUCCUGGGUUUCACUGGGAUAAACUGUUCCAUGGAAUGUCGUUAUCCAGCUUAUGGAAAGCAUUGCCAGAGAGAAUGCAACUGUUCUGAGGAAUAUUGUAAUUUGGCAACUGGAUGUGUUUGA